GAUCCGGCUGCCGCCUCUGGGCCGCCGCUAUCUGCACAGCGAGCUCACCUGCAGGGCCUCCAACCACCCGGAUGUCCUGCUCUCCACCAGCGUCGUCAUCGACAUGCUACUGUCGCCGCUGGUGACGCAGCUGCUUGGGGAGAACCGUCCGCUGAGCGCGGGCCGGCAGUACGAGGUGUCCUGCCAGACGGUGGGCUCGCGGCCGCCGGCCAAUGUCUCCUGGUGGCGCGACACACUGCUGCUAGAGGGCGCCAGAGACACUACGAGUGGGGACGGCAACGUGACGACGAGUACCCUGUCACUGUCGCCUGUGGCUGACGACUCUGGACGGCAACUGUGCUGCAGGGCUGCCAACAUCCUGCUUCCGCCGCCAGAGGUCAGCGAGCAGCUGCACGACUGCCGGACGCUGCACGUCCGCUACAGUCCCAUCGUGGACCUGGAGCUGGGCAGCAAUAUCAACGGCAGCGCCAUCCGCGAGGGCGUCGACGUCUACUUCGAGUGCAACGUUCGCGCCAACCCGUGGAUCCAUAAAGUCGUCUGGAGGCACAAUGGUCGCCAGCUGCACAGCAACCAGAGCGCCGGCACGCUGCUGAGCAACCAGACGCUGGUGCUGCAGGCGGUCAAGCGGCAGCGCUCGGGUCUCUACACGUGCGUUGCGAGCAACUCGGAGGGCGACACCGAGAGCAACGCCUUCAACCUCGACGUCAAGUACGCCCCGGAGUGCGUGCACGGGCAGCAGCGCGUAUGGGGGGCGGCGCGCCGCGAGACGGUGUCGGUGCCUUGCCAGGUGGAGGCGCGGCCGGCGGCCACGCUCUUCCGCUGGGCCUUCAACAGCAGCGCGGGCGGGCCCAGCUCGACGCCGGCCGCCGUCACCACGCAGCCGGGCCGCAGCGUCGCCACGCACACGCCGCUCAGCGAGCGCGACUACGGCACGCUGCUCUGCUGGGCGCGCAACGAACUCGGCACCCAGCUGCACCCCUGCGUCUUCCUCGUCGUGCCUGCAGGGAAGCCGGACCCGCCCCGCGACUGCCGCGUGUCCUCGCGGUCCACGACGUCGCUGCAGGUGUCCUGCACGCGGGGCUCGGACGGCGGGCUGCCGCCGCAGCACUUCACGCUGGAGCUGCUGGCCGGCCGCGGCGGCCGCCUGGUGGCCAACGUCACCAGCCGCGCCUCCCCGGAGUUCACCGUCGCUGGACUCGAACCCGGCACGACCUACCACCUCCGCGUCUACUCCAGCAACGGCAAGGGCCGCAGCGACGCCGCGGCCGAGCUCAACGUCACCACCCUCCGGGCUUCGCAGCAACACCGGAGGAUCGAUGCUGGUGAGGACGACAGUCAAACCCCCAGGAGAAUAUUCCUACAUACCAAUAUUAAUUAA
Molecule: messenger RNA, 1378 nt
Organism: Schistocerca americana (American grasshopper)
Lineage: Eukaryota; Metazoa; Arthropoda; Insecta; Orthoptera; Acrididae
Product: neural cell adhesion molecule 2-like
Exons: 7
Coding region: 104-1378 (424 amino acids)
Molecular function (GO): protein binding
Source: RefSeq, a predicted model, not a curated record